Cavenderia fasciculata is the source of this 2634-nucleotide messenger RNA. RefSeq lists its product as uncharacterized. The transcript has 3 exons. The record is from RefSeq and is a predicted model, not a curated record. Bases 1 to 2634 code for a protein of 877 amino acids. Gene Ontology annotation, molecular function: protein binding. Lineage: Eukaryota; Evosea; Eumycetozoa; Acytosteliales; Cavenderiaceae.
AUGUCAACAAAGAACAAAGAACAACUAUUAAAAUGGUGUAACGAUACGAUUAAACAAGUUUCACAAACACAAUCAUCAUCAUCAUCGAUAGCAGUUAAUGAUUUUUCAGUAUCAUGGAAAGAUGGUGCAGCAUUUUUAACAAUACUUUAUGCCAUCUAUCCAAAAGAGUUUAAUCUAGAGGAACAACUAAACAAGCCAAUUUCAGAGAGACUACAGUUUGCAUUUGACUUUGCAGACGAAAGAGGAAUAGUUGGAAGAUUAUUAGAAGUUGAUGACUUGAUCGGAGAGAGUACAAUACCAGAGAAACUUACAAUUGAGACUUAUUUAUCAUGCAUCUAUCACUUUUACAAAAAGAAACAAGGUGAAUCAAAAUUGGAUAGUCAACUUAAAUCACUCUUGGCAAAUAUUGAUGGUUUAGAUACAAACUCCUCUUCCCCCUCCUCCUCCUCCUCUUCCUCUUCUAGUUUCUUACCAUCAUCUUCCUCCUCCUCAUCAUCAUCUUCUUCAUCAAAUAUGAAUGGUGCAAGUGGAACAUGGAACUUGCAAGCAAUGGACAAAGAAAUUGAAACUCUCAACAGCAAGAUGAAAAUAUUGAAUGAAUCAUCAAAAGUUGUGGAAAGCAGAAGAAAUCAAAGUGCUCAAAGCAAAGAGAUAUUAAAGAAUCUAGAGAAACUCACCUUUUCAAUUGAACAAGAGUUAAAAGACAAUGAAAUAACUUCUAAAAAAUUUAGAGAAGAAAUUGAAAAAAAAGAAGCAGAUUUAAAGAACAAGAUUGAAAGGGAAAAGGAACAAUAUGACAAACAUAUUCAAGAAUUACAAAAAAAGAUUGAAUUGUUAAAGAAUUCAUCGGCUGUUGGAGGAGAACAAGAGUUGCUUAAAAAGAAAUUGGACCAAGAGAAGCAAGCCAAAGAGGAAUUACUAAAGAAAAAAUCAGAGAUUGAACAAGAGACGGAAAUGUUGAAAAAGAAACUACACCAAGAGGAAGAGACAAAGAAAAAAGAUGUUCUAAUCAAUUCUUCGGCAAAACAAGAAAUGAUGGAAAUGGAGCUUCGUUCAGAGCUCAGCAUCAAAGGAGAUUUGGUUGUCUCUGAAAAAAAGUUUAAAGACAAUGUACAACAACUUGAACAAAGUAUCGAUGCUGAAAACAAAGAAAAGGCAGAGAUUAAAAAGACAAAAGAAAAGUUGACAAGCUCUCUCAAAAAGGCAUUGAUGACAUUGGAGGAGGAAACCAAAACCUAUUCUCUUCGCGACAAGUCCAAAAAAGAGAUUGAAGCCGAGAAACAAAAGCUUCGACAAGAACGAGAGGCAGAAGCUCUCACAAAGGUUCAAGCAGAAAAGGACAAGAGAGUCACACAAAACGAAUUGGAUGACAAGAGAAAUAGCUAUGACACAGAGUUGGUUCGUCUUCGAGAUGCAAGAUUUACCAACCGCGAUAUUCAAUCAAAGAUUGAAAUGGUCGAUGAUGAAAUCGAUGAUGAAAAGCAAAGAACAGAAAAAUUGGUUGGCAUUGAGCAAGAUAAAUUCAAUACUGACAAGGAAAAGAAUAGCAAGCGCCACGAAAAUGUAUUAAAGAAACUUGAAGAAUCAAAGCAAAAGCUCUCAAAAAAAAAGAAACAAGUCAGUGAAACGACACAAUUGGAACGUAUCAAAAAGGUGGAAUUGGACAAAGAAAUUUCUAAACUAAAUGAAACAGAUGGAGACCUGAAGGAAAAAUAUCAAGAGGAGCGAUCUGAAAAGAAAAAAGCAGGACGAUCAAAAAAGGACCUCGAGGAUCAAAUCAACAAGGCCAAGUUGUUUUUAGAUGUAGAAACCAAAGGCAGGGGUAUGCGCGAAAAGCUUAAAACAAAAUUAGAGAUUGAUAACAAACAAAUGCAGUCAACACUUGGAGAUGAUCUCCUCAAAAAGAAUAACCUCGACGAUGAAAUUGAGACUCUCUACAAAGAUACGAGUCAAUUAUCAAAAAAAUUGGAGCAUUCAAAACUAAAUGCAAACGAGUUGUGUGAAACAGGAAGAGAUAUUAGAGAAAGAUCAUCUCAAAUUGACAAGGACAUUGUUUCAAUGAACCAACAAAGACAAGAAAUGUCAACUCAAGUAGACAUUUCUCUAUUGCAAACUAUUCAAAGUCACAAUGAACAAGUAAAGAAUCGACUCAAAUCACUCCAAGAAACCAAUCAAGAACUAGACAUUACACUUGGUAAUCAACAAAAACUGGCACAACAAUUGGAAAAUGUCAACCAAGAAACAACGCUUUUAUCACAAGACACAAGGGCAAAAGAUAUGGAAUUAAAGAUAGAGGAAAUACAAAAGAUAAAGUCAAUCAAUGAAUCAAAACGCAAAAAAUUAAAACAAGAUUUGGAAAAGGUAAAAGAUGGUAAAAACGCUGAAAAAAGUGUAGACAGAGAUUUUGAAAAGUUGGACGCCAUGAAAAGAGAGAUUGAUGCAUUGAAAAGAGAAAAUCAACAAGAUGACAGUGAAAGUAGAUCAAACUCUGAUCAAGCUUUGUUGUUGGCUCAAAGAUUGGAAGAAACUGAAAGACAAUUAAAACAAAAACAAUACUCUUUGGAUCUUAAAAAAGAUGAACAUCAAAGAAAAUUGGAAAAAGAAUUAAAAAAAUUGGAAAAAGAUCGUUCAUAA